This is a messenger RNA of Salmo salar (Atlantic salmon), 6123 nucleotides long. The record is from RefSeq and is a predicted model, not a curated record. Lineage: Eukaryota; Metazoa; Chordata; Actinopteri; Salmoniformes; Salmonidae.
CAUCCAAUCAAAUUGAAAUGGGGAAGAAUGUGAAGCACGUUUCAAUGUUGUCCUAAUGGCUAUGAUAUAAUUUCAAGGGGAAUAGUUUGUAGAGAAUAGCGAUAGAUAGGCGACAUUGCAAAUACAUUGUUUCAUUUUGACGAUACAAACGCUUCAUCGCAAGGUAGUGUUGGUCUGUGCAACAACAUUGGCCAUAUUCAGCGCCACAGUUCCAUCCUCCUGCCUGUGGACUGGCCAGUUGUGUGAGUGACCUCUUGUAGCCAUGACGACCCACGUGACCCUGGAGGAUGCUCUGUCUAAUGUGGAUCUGUUGGAGGAGCUGCCCCUCCCUGACCAGCAGCCCUGCAUCGAACCUCCACCUUCAUCCAUCAUGUACCAGGCUAACUUCGACACAAACUUUGAGGACAGGAAUGCGUUUGUGACCGGGAUAGCUCGCUAUAUCGAGCAGGCUACUGUCCACUCUAGCAUGAAUGAGAUGCUGGAGGAGGGCCAUGAGUACGCUGUCAUGCUCUACACCUGGAGAAGCUGCUCAAGAGCUAUACCACAGGUGAAGUGUAACGAGCAGCCCAACAGGGUAGAGAUCUAUGAGAAGACUGUGGAGGUGCUGGAACCAGAGGUCACCAAGCUAAUGAAGUUCAUGUACUUCCAGCGUAAGGCUAUCGAGCGUUUCUGCGGGGAGGUGAAGCGUCUGUGCCACGCUGAGCGGAGGAAAGACUUUGUCUCUGAAGCCUACCUCCUCACCCUGGGCAAGUUCAUCAACAUGUUUGCUGUGCUUGACGAACUCAAGAACAUGAAGUGCAGCGUCAAGAACGACCACUCUGCCUAUAAAAGGGCGGCUCAGUUCCUGAGGAAGAUGGCCGACCCUCAGUCCAUCCAGGAGUCACAGAACCUCUCCAUGUUCCUAGCCAAUCACAACAGGAUCACUCAGUGUCUGCAGCAGCAGUUGGAAGUGAUUCCUGGCUAUGAGGAGUUGUUAGCAGACAUUGUCAACAUCAGUGUUGAUUACUAUGAGAACAAGAUGUACCUGACGCCCAGUGAGAAACAUAUGCUGCUCAAGGUGAUGGGUUUCGGUCUCUAUCUGAUGGACGGUAACGUCAGUAACAUCUACAAACUAGACGCCAAGAAGAGGAUCAACCUGGGAAAGAUCGACAAGUUCUUCAAGCUGCAGGUGGUGCCUCUGUUUGGAGACAUGCAGAUAGAACUAUCACGUUACAUAGAGACCAGCGCUCACUACGAGGAGAACAAGUCCAAGUGGACGUGUACCCAGAGCUCCAUCUCUCCCCAGUACAACCUGUGUGAGCAGAUGGUUCAGAUUCGUGACGACCACAUCCGGUUCAUCUCUGAGCUGGCUCGCUACAGUAACAGUGAGGUAGUGACCGGCUCAGGCCUGGACAGUCAGAAAUCAGAUGAGGAGUACAGGGAACUGUUUGACCUGGCACUCAGAGGGUUACAGCUGCUGUCCAAGUGGAGCACACACGUCAUGGAAGUGUACUCGUGGAAGUUGGUCCACCCAACAGAUAAGUUCUGUAACAAGGACUGUCCUGGCACAGCGGAGGAGUAUGAGAGAGCUACACGUUACAACUACACCUCAGAGGAGAAGUUUGCCCUGGUCGAGGUCAUCGCCAUGAUCAAGGGACUGCAGGUGUUGAUGGGUCGUAUGGAGAGCGUAUUCAACCAGGCCAUAAGGAACACCAUCUAUGCAGCCCUGCAGGACUUUGCCCAGAUGACCCUCAGAGAGCCUCUACGUCAGGCCGUACGCAAGAAGAAGAACGUUCUCAUCAGUGUCCUGCAGGCAAUCCGUAAGACCAUCUGUGACUGGGAGGGGGCUCGGGAGCCUCCCAAUGACCCCUGUCUCAGGGGGGAGAAGGACCCCAAGGGAGGGUUCGACAUCAAGGUGCCCCGCAGAGCUGUGGGACCCUCGAGCACACAGCUGUACAUGGUUCGCACCAUGCUGGAGUCGUUGAUAGCCGAUAAGAGUGGUUCUAAGAAGACUCUACGCAGCAGUCUGGAUGGACCCAUAGUACUGGCUAUAGAAGACUUCCACAAACACUCCUUCUUCUUCACACACCUGCUCAACUUCAGCGAGGCGCUGCAGCACUGCUGUGACCUGUCUCAGCUGUGGUUCAGAGAGUUCUUCCUGGAGUUGACCAUGGGUCGCAGGAUCCAGUUCCCCAUCGAGAUGUCCAUGCCCUGGAUCCUCACAGACCACAUACUGGAGACCAAGGAGCCAUCCAUGAUGGAGUAUGUGUUGUACCCUCUGGACCUCUACAAUGACAGUGGUUACUACGCUCUGACCAAGUUCAAGAAACAGUUCCUCUACGAUGAGAUAGAGGCUGAGGUGAACCUGUGCUUCGAUCAGUUUGUCUACAAACUGGCUGACCAGAUAUUUGCCUACUACAAAGCCAUGUCUGGAAGUGUCCUCCUGGACAAGCGUUUCAGGGCGGAGUGUAAAAACUAUGGUGUGAUCAUCCCCUACCCCCCCUCCAAUCGUUAUGAGACCCUGCUCAAACAGAGACACGUACAGCUCCUAGGUCGCUCCAUCGACCUGAACCGUCUGAUCACCCAGAGGAUCUCAGCAGCCAUGUACAAGUCUCUGGACCAGGCCAUCAGCCGCUUUGAGAGUGAAGACCUCACCUCCAUAGUGGAGUUGGAGUGGCUGAUGGACAUCAACAGACUGACUCAUCGUCUGCUUUCGAAGCACAUGACCCUGGACAGCUUCGACGCCAUGUUCCGUGAGGCCAACCACAAUGUGUCUGCUCCCUACGGACGCAUCACGCUCCAUGUCUUCUGGGAACUCAACUUUGACUUCCUCCCCAACUACUGCUACAACGGCUCCACCAACCGCUUCGUGCGGACUGCCAUCCCCUUUACCCAGGAGCCUCAGCGAGACAAGCCGGCCAACGUGCAGCCGUACUACCUGUAUGGGUCUAAACCUCUGAACAUUGCCUACUCCCACAUCUAUAGCUCCUACAGGAACUUCGUCGGCCCGCCCCACUUCAAAACCAUCUGCCGUCUCCUUGGUUACCAGGGCAUCGCCGUGGUGAUGGAGGAACUGCUCAAGAUAGUCAAGAGCCUGUUGCAGGGCACUAUCCUGCAGUAUGUGAAGACUCUGAUCGAGGUAAUGCCCAAGAUCUGUCGCCUGCCGCGCCACGAGUAUGGAUCCCCAGGUAUCCUGGAGUUCUUCCACCACCAGCUGAAGGACAUUAUAGAGUACGCAGAGCUGAAGACAGAUGUCUUCCAGAGUCUCAGAGAGGUGGGGAACGCCAUCCUCUUCUGUCUGCUCAUCGAACAAGCUCUGGUGUCCCAGGAGGAGGUGUGUGACCUGCUUCAUGCAGCCCCCUUCCAGAACAUCCUCCCCAGGGUCUACAUCAAAGAGGGGGAGCGUCUGGAAGUCAGGAUGAAGAGGCUGGAGGCUAAGUAUGCUCCACUCCAUCUGGUGCCCCUCAUUGAGAGGCUGGGGACCCCUCAGCAAAUAGCUAUAGCCCGUGAGGGGGAUCUGUUGACCAAGGAGCGUCUUUGUUGUGGCCUGUCCAUGUUCGAGGUGAUCCUUACGAGGAUCCGUAGUUUCCUACAGGACGCCGUGUGGCGAGGCCCGCCCCCCACCAACGGCGUGAUGCACGUGGACGAGUGUAUGGAGUUCCACCGCCUCUGGAGUGCCAUGCAGUUUGUUUACUGCAUCCCCGUCGGCACUCAUGAGUUCACCGCCGAGCAGUGUUUUGGUGACGGGCUGAACUGGGCAGGCUGCUCCAUCAUCGUGCUGUUGGGUCAGCAGCGCCGCUUCGACCUGUUUGACUUCUGCUACCACCUGCUCAAGGUGCAGAGGCAGGAUGGCAAGGAUGAGAUCAUCAAGAACGUGCCGCUGAAGAAGAUGGCUGAUCGGAUCAGGAAGUACCAGAUCCUGAACAAUGAGAUCUUUGCCAUCCUUAACAAGUACAUGAAGGCUGUGGAGACGGAUAGUUCCACCGUGGAGCAUGUCCGCUGCUUCCAGCCACCUAUACACCAGUCCCUGGCCACAACAUGCUGAGAAGAACACACAUGCUACACACACAAGCCACACAUGUCCCACGCGCACACACACAGUACAAAUACACACACCAACCCAAAUCAUCACCACACACUCUGCCUUUCUUUGGCCUUGUACUCAGACUCUCAGAGCCUUAGGAUUCCAGAGUUCUGUCUGACUGUACACCAUUUUGACACCAAAUAUUCCAUACUAAUGACAUUCCAGUUUGCAUUCUAAAAUGCAACUGUCUAGGAACUUUUGGUGGCAACAUGGCGCCCAUUAAAAAGUCUAAAUCUCAAACUGAGUUUUCUGAACUCUGAAUAUGUUUGGCCCAAAACCACAGUCUAGUUUUAGAGUUGUGGGUGUUUUCAGAUGUUCGUUUUUCUGUUCUCAACCUAUGUGACUCUCACACCCAGCAUGCCUUCUCCUGUCCCUAGAGCUAUAUGUCACAUGGAUGGCCUCAGUAACACACAACUGCCAAUCCUGAGUGGUUACAGAUCUGCAGUACCACUCUGCUUCCCCUCUAGUCACAAUCAAGUCUAUCAGAUAUCUCUGAGAAACCAUUUAGUAAGCAACAACAAUCAACCUACAUAAAAGAUGAUAGAUAUGCUGGAAUAAUCUCCAAAACCUCAACGCAUACAAAUAAUCAGAUUCUGAAAUGACCUAUAACCUGAGAUUAUUAUUUCGUAGAUUACAUACGAAAGCAAACCUAAUGGCCAUUUAUUGAAUUGCUUAUUGAAGUCCACACGGGUGCGAAGUAUUACGAUGAUACUUAAUAACACCAAUGUCAUCAGUGUAAUUUCCCCCCAUAACAUCCAUGAUAUGAUCAUCGCCCAAGUUAACAAAUGAAUGAAUGAAUCCCAGAAGCUAACACAUGAGUGCCCCAAAUGGCACCCUAUUCCCUAUAUAGUGCACUACUUUUGACCAGCGCCUACAGGGCUCUGGUCAAAAGUAAUGCACUAUAUAGAGAAUAGGGUUCCAUUUGGAUGCAGCCCACAUCUCCCUGGACAUACCCAAGCAUAGUAAACCAGUGUCAUAGGAGUAGUUAACCACACCUCACUUCUCAAACAACCCUGCUGUUUCACAACAAGGACACUUGACUGCAUAACAAGGACACUUGACUGCAUUUCUGAGUUGCUUUUAUUUAUUUUUACCCAUAUUUUGGGGGUUUUAGCCUCUGAGUAUAUUUUUAUUCUGUUCCGUUCUCCAUUGUAAAUUUCACUGUUGAACUAAAAAGAGAAGUUUAGAGUUGUAAUUGUUAUUGUUUUUAAUUAUUGAUAAUUACAUUUUUCAUCCUCGGUAUAACUUGACUCUACUGAUGAGAAACCUCACCUACUGUCUUGUCAGUUUGAAACGUUUUAUAUUCUGUAUGUGCGCUUAAUAGUGUUAUUGUUUAUCAUUUUACAAAUUAUUGACAUCUGCGCUAAUGUGUUUUAUUUUAGUUUUUUUUCUGUAAUAAAACAUUAGAAAUACUUCUUGAUUGUAAAAUAAAAAAGAGGCCAGGAUGAUGUGACUGUAUUAGAUUUGUUCAGAGAGUGAAUGGGACCAAGCUAACUACUGUAGAGUUCAUUCCCUCCUAUAGAAGAAAUAAAGGAAUCAAGUAGUUGCCUUUUUCCAGUUUAGGUACGAAUUACACACCAGAGAUGGAGAAAGGGACUAUUGUUUUACUUUUUUUCCCUUUAGCUUAAGCAGUGUUAUCAAAAAAAAAAAUCCCAGUUUUUUAUUCUUAUGAAGGAAAAUGAUUGUUACAUCAAUUAAGGAGCAACCACAUUUUCAGUUUCCCCUUUCCGUUUAUUUUUUUAUUGUUCCAAUGGUCCUUUUUGUUUUAUUUAUUCACACAACUACACCUUUAUUGUUCAUUGAAUGGGUGAAUAUGUUGAUAAGUAAAAGUUAGCAAUGCAUCAUUUUCGAACCUUUCAGCAUGAAAAGAAAAGCGAUGUAUUGUCAUUACGGAUACAUUUGUGACAUUAGGUUUUUGUUCAUGAUAUUGUUGUACAAGUGAUCAUGUUUUGAAAUACAAAAAUUAGAAAAUAAGAAUAUAAAGAUGUACAACGAAUUGUCCUGCAAAAGGAAAUUAAAUUGUUGUAUUUCCAUUAAAUAAAUGUCUAACUGAAAAUUUA